Messenger RNA from Octodon degus (degu), 4749 nucleotides. RefSeq names its product SPT16 homolog, facilitates chromatin remodeling subunit (gene Supt16h). The record is from RefSeq and is a predicted model, not a curated record. Gene Ontology annotation, biological process: transcription elongation by RNA polymerase II; positive regulation of transcription elongation by RNA polymerase II. Lineage: Eukaryota; Metazoa; Chordata; Mammalia; Rodentia; Octodontidae. Bases 425 to 3568 code for a protein of 1047 amino acids. The transcript has 26 exons. Gene Ontology annotation, cellular component: FACT complex. Gene Ontology annotation, molecular function: nucleosome binding.
CGCCCGUGAGAGGCCGGUGAGCGGGCCAGGCUGCCCUCGCCUCCCCCGCGCCCGGGCUGCAGCCUGGGCGGAACGCUGGAACCGCGGGACCCAUGGAGGGUCAGAGUCGGGACGCGGGAGAGCGUCACGUGAUGACGUCGCCUCGCGUGCGGCCGUGGCGAGGCUGAAAAACCCGCGAAAAUCGACUGAGCGCAUUUUGAUUCCCCCCACCUUUUUUUUUUUUUUUUUUUGCGUUUCCCUCCCCCUAUGGAGAUUGUUUUUGAAAAAAAAUUCAACCUCUGUCGGGACCCGGAAGCGGAAAGGGCAUCUUUGAGGUCGGUACUUCCGGGUCACUGAGAGUGCGGGAUUCCGGGGCCGAGAGCGGGUGGCGGAGCUGGGACCUCGCGUGAUUCUCGGAACCCGAGGAGAAGCGGUGUCCGGGGCUAUGGCUGUAACUCUGGACAAAGACGCUUAUUACCGGCGAGUUAAGAGACUGUACAGCAACUGGCGGAAAGGAGAAGAUGAAUAUGCCAGCAUUGAUGCAAUUGUUGUAUCAGUGGGUGUUGAUGAAGAAAUUGUUUAUGCCAAAUCAACUGCCUUACAGACAUGGCUCUUUGGUUAUGAACUAACUGAUACAAUCAUGGUCUUCUGUGAUGAUAAAAUCAUCUUUAUGGCCAGCAAGAAAAAAGUGGAGUUCUUGAAACAGAUUGCCAACACUAAGGGCAAUGAGAAUGCUAAUGGAGCCCCUGCCAUAACUCUGCUCGUACGAGAAAAGAAUGAAAGUAAUAAGAACAGUUUUGACAAAAUGAUUGAAGCUAUUAAAGAAAGCAAGAAUGGCAAGAAGAUUGGAGUGUUCAGCAAAGACAAAUUCCCUGGAGAGUUCAUGAAGAGCUGGAAUGACUGCCUCAACAAAGAGGGCUUUGACAAAAUAGAUAUCAGUGCAGUUGUGGCAUAUACCAUCGCAGUAAAGGAGGACGGGGAGCUCAACCUAAUGAAGAAAGCAGCCAGUAUCACCUCUGAGGUUUUCAACAAAUUCUUCAAGGAAAGAGUCAUGGAAAUAGUUGAUGCAGAUGAGAAAGUUCGACAUAGUAAGCUGGCUGAGUCUGUGGAAAAGGCCAUUGAAGAGAAAAAAUACCUGGCUGGAGCAGAUCCUUCUACUGUGGAAAUGUGUUACCCUCCAAUCAUUCAGAGUGGUGGCAACUAUAAUCUCAAGUUUAGUGUGGUGAGUGACAAGAAUCAUAUGCAUUUUGGGGCCAUCACUUGUGCCAUGGGUAUUCGCUUCAAAUCUUACUGUUCCAAUCUUGUUCGCACGUUGAUGGUUGACCCUUCUCAGGAAGUUCAAGAAAAUUACAACUUCUUGCUCCAGCUUCAAGAGGAGCUGCUAAAGCAAUUAAGACAUGGUGUGAAGAUCUGUGAUGUAUAUAAUGCUAUCAUGGAUGUCGUUAAAAAGCAGAAGCCAGAGCUGCUGAACAAAAUUACCAAAAAUCUAGGAUUUGGGAUGGGGAUUGAAUUCCGUGAAGGCUCUCUAGUAAUCAAUAGUAAAAAUCAGUACAAACUGAAGAAGGGAAUGGUUUUCAGCAUCAAUUUGGGAUUCUCUGACCUGACUAAUAAGGAGGGGAAAAAGCCAGAGGAGAAAACUUAUGCCCUAUUCAUUGGUGACACAGUGCUUGUGGAUGAGGAUGGCCCAGCUACAGUUCUUACUUCUGUGAAGAAGAAAGUAAAGAAUGUGGGGAUUUUUCUAAAGAAUGAAGAUGAGGAAGAAGAGGAAGAGGAAAAAGAUGAAGCAGAAGACCUUCUGGGAAGAGGUUCUCGGGCAGCUUUACUUACAGAAAGAACACGAAAUGAGAUGACUGCAGAAGAGAAGCGAAGAGCACAUCAGAAAGAGCUGGCAGCUCAGCUCAACGAAGAAGCAAAGAGGCGGCUGACUGAGCAGAAGGGAGAGCAGCAGAUUCAGAAGGCUCGCAAAUCUAAUGUGUCCUAUAAAAACCCGUCUCUGAUGCCUAAGGAACCACAUAUUCGAGAAAUGAAGAUCUAUAUUGAUAAGAAGUAUGAGACUGUAAUAAUGCCGGUGUUUGGCAUUGCAACACCUUUUCACAUCGCCACCAUUAAGAAUAUAAGUAUGUCUGUAGAAGGAGAUUAUACUUACUUGCGAAUCAACUUCUAUUGCCCAGGCAGUGCUCUGGGCAGGAACGAAGGCAACAUCUUCCCUAAUCCUGAAGCCACUUUUGUCAAGGAAAUUACAUACCGUGCCUCAAAUAUGAAAGCACCUGGAGAACAGACAGUACCAGCCUUGAACCUUCAGAAUGCUUUCCGAAUUAUAAAAGAAGUACAGAAACGUUACAAGACUCGGGAAGCAGAAGAGAAAGAAAAGGAGGGCAUCGUGAAACAAGACUCACUGGUGAUCAAUCUAAACCGGAGCAAUCCCAAACUGAAAGAUCUGUACAUCCGCCCCAACAUUGCCCAGAAGAGGAUGCAGGGCUCCCUGGAGGCCCAUGUCAACGGUUUCCGCUUCACUUCUGUUCGAGGAGACAAAGUGGAUAUUUUGUACAAUAAUAUUAAACAUGCUUUGUUCCAGCCCUGUGAUGGAGAGAUGAUUAUUGUCCUGCACUUUCACCUUAAGAAUGCCAUCAUGUUUGGGAAGAAGCGACACACAGAUGUGCAGUUCUACACAGAAGUGGGGGAGAUCACCACAGACUUGGGGAAACACCAGCACAUGCAUGAUCGAGAUGACCUCUAUGCUGAGCAGAUGGAACGAGAAAUGAGGCACAAACUGAAAACUGCCUUUAAAAAUUUCAUCGAAAAAGUAGAAGCUCUAACAAAGGAGGAACUGGAAUUUGAAGUGCCUUUUCGAGACUUGGGAUUUAAUGGAGCUCCCUACAGGAGUACCUGCCUCCUUCAGCCCACUAGUAGUGCGCUGGUCAAUGCUACAGAAUGGCCACCUUUUGUGGUGACAUUGGAUGAAGUGGAGCUGAUCCAUUUUGAGAGAGUCCAGUUUCAUCUGAAGAACUUUGAUAUGGUGAUUGUCUACAAAGACUACAGCAAGAAAGUGACAAUGAUCAAUGCCAUUCCUGUGGCUUCUCUGGACCCCAUCAAGGAAUGGUUGAAUUCUUGUGACCUAAAGUACACAGAAGGAGUACAGUCCCUCAACUGGACCAAAAUCAUGAAGACCAUCGUGGAUGACCCUGAGGGCUUCUUCGAGCAGGGUGGCUGGUCUUUCCUGGAACCUGAGGGUGAGGGGAGUGAUGCUGAGGAAGGGGAUUCAGAGUCUGAAAUCGAAGAUGAGACUUUCAAUCCCUCAGAGGAUGAGUAUGAAGAGGAAGAGGAAGAUAGUGAUGAAGAUUAUUCAUCAGAAGCAGAAGAAUCAGACUACUCCAAGGAAUCUUUAGGCAGUGAAGAAGAGAGUGGGAAAGACUGGGAUGAACUGGAGGAAGAAGCCCGAAAAGCGGACCGUGAAAGUCGCUAUGAGGAAGAAGAAGAACAGAGUCGAAGUAUGAGCCGGAAGAGGAAGGCGUCUGUACAUAGUUCAGGCCGUGGUUCCAACCGUGGCUCCAGACACAGCUCUGCACCUCCCAAGAAAAAGAGGAAGUAACACCUGAACUUUGGCUCUGAGCUCCACUCUUCCUUCAACCAACUCCAGAAAAUUUUACAUGACAAUAGAAACUGGGUUUUUCCUUUUUGUUUUCUUUGAUGUUUUGCCAUUUUGUUUAUGGGUUUAAGGGGCCAUUUGUGUGGACCAAUCUACUCGGGGAAUUCCAGGACCACCGGGAUGUGUGCCAAUGGCCCCAUUCAGAUGGCAAGGGAGGAAGUGUUCUUGAAGAAGGGUGGAGGCUCCCACUGUUAAUAAAUACCGCGCAUUCCUCUUCCUGUCACCUUCUGCCAGGACAUUGAUGGCUUUUGACAUCUUUGGUGUCUCAAAGCUGUAUUUCCAAGACAGUGGUACAAGGUAACCCUUAAUCUACCUGUGCCAUGGUUCUUGACCAGCAGAUUCAGUCCAUCUUACCCUACUGCCAUGACCUUCCUCACGUCUCUCUACGUUCCAUCUUUGCGCAAUAUUCAAGAAGAGGUUCUUAGAAUUUGCUAAUGAUUAUGUAAACCAUGUAACUUGAGCUAGUGAGGCAGAUUGGGCUGGUGCCUUCACCUGAAUUUUCCGGAUUUAUUGUCCUGUGCAGGUUCUGAGGUAUUUCUGCCACCUUGGAAGACACGGAGCAGUGGCACUCCCUGCCUCAGCUUUUUCUUCCUAAAAAUUCACACGUGAUACAAUGAUAGAAGACAAAAUUACCACUGCUUCUCUUUUCUGAUGUAUCAAAGGAAGAAUGGUUGUGUGCCUCAUACACUGCUUCAAGUGAAAUCUAGAGGGAGGCCCAGGGGAUCGAGAUUUAGAUCUGAAAGGGGCAAGUCAUGCCUUGGGCUAGCAUUGCCUGAGGAGAAAAAAGGAGGGACAGAGGGAGGCCCUUUGCACAGGGCAACCUCUCACUACUGCUCCUUGUUUUUACCUGUGCUGCCAUUGCCCUGUACCUAUCAGUUUCUGUUGAGUGGCUUUUUAGGUGCAGGGAAUUUUUCUUGCCCUCCUGCCUCCCGGUUCUCUGCACUCACCUGCCCGCCUGCACUUCCGUGCUCCAUGACUUCAGAGAAGGGGGGAGGGCUCUCAGAUUUUAUGUUUGUUUGUUUGUUUGUUUGUUUUUUCUCCUUAGCAGUAGGACUUGAUAUUUUCAAUUUUGGAAAAACUAAAAGAUAAAUAAACUGUGGGGUUUUUGUUAGUUUGUUUUUUGU